UCUUCAGUCUAUGAGUGUGAGGUUCACCUCCCCACCGCUACACACACGCACGCAGCUGCGGCAUGUGGGCGGUGAGGCGGGAGAUGGGGCAAGAGUUACGGCUGAGGUCAAAAGAAAACAUCAUAUUUUCAUAUCCAGCAUCAGAAGGACGCGACAAAGUGCUGAGCCACGCUGAGUAAAGGUUGGCAAUGGGGAAAACUGGACGAGGGGGGCGGGGGGGGAGUGGAAGGCGAUACCAGGAAGACGGCAGUCCUAGGUCACGAAGACAGCGGCUGAGUGAGGAUGGGGGCGGGGCAAGGCGGGCUGGAAGGUGGAGGAGCCUGAAGGACGGGACAACAGCUCGAGGAGUAUAAAGCGAGCGACACGCUGGCUUGGGCAUCAGUGUGCUCCUUCUGCUGCUGCUGUUACUUCAGUGCUGACAACAGUGACGACGAUGCGUGUCCUGGCCGUGCUGUGUGUGCUGGUGCUGAUGGCCGUCGCCGUGCUGGCUGGUGGCGGAUACGGUGGCUUUGGCGGCGGCGGCCGAGGCUUCGGAGGCGGCGGCCGAGGCUUCGGCGGCGGCGGCUUUGGCGGUAAGGGCUUCGGCGGAGGCGGAUUCAGCAGCUUCGGCGGCGGCAAGGGCUUCGGCGGCGGUAGCUUCGGCGGCGGUAGCUUCGGCGGCGGUGGAUUCGGCGGUGGCGGAUUCGGCGGGAAGGGCGGCUACUACGGCUGAGGCGAUACACCCGACACGCCCACGGCCCAGCGCUGCCCUGCUGGUGACGACAGAGGCGGCGGCGGCAGCAAAGCAAAUGUAUAUGGAAAUUAAUUGUACGGGAAAUAAAACCACCUAAUAUUG
This is a messenger RNA of Eriocheir sinensis (Chinese mitten crab), 835 nucleotides long. Its product is annotated as keratin, type II cytoskeletal 2 epidermal-like. NCBI's taxonomy places the organism in Eukaryota, Metazoa, Arthropoda, Malacostraca, Decapoda, Varunidae. The transcript has 4 exons. The record is from RefSeq and is a predicted model, not a curated record. Bases 434 to 712 code for a protein of 92 amino acids.